UGUGAACACAUAUUAGACACAUAAGCUAGUUCUUUCUGUACAACUGUCAAAGUUGUCAUACAAUUUUACGAUCUCAGUUUUCUUUUCAUUAAGUGACUUUUUAUCUUCCAAUGAUGAACAGACUUUUCCUGACAUCAUCAACAUUGCUGUUGUUGCUGUGCAUCUGUGUCACCUUGUGUCAAACCGGUCCAGUACGAUGCUGUACCAAAUAUUCGACACAAUCUCUUCCUCUCCGGCGGCUAAAAGAUUACAAACUGCAAGGCGUCACUAUGACAUGCAACAUAGAGGCUGUCAUUUUUACUACUGUGAAGGACAAACUCAUCUGUGCUAACCCAAAAGACAAGUGGGUCCAGAAAGCUAUAUCCUAUAUCCAGAAAACAAACAAGGUCGAAUAAUGUACAUACCAGAUACGUCUCAAAUUGAGCUGAAUGUAUACUUGACAAAGCGAAAUAAAAUAUAUUUUGUUAUUAAUUGAUUCAUUAAAGGAAUUGAUCUACAGCAUGUGAGGAUUUCUUCAUCUUUUUCCAUGAGUACUUGUAUUGAAAGUACGGGUACACUUGAAGCUCACCCGGUUCUUACCUUCCUUCUUAUUUUGCAUUUUGAUAACACCUGGAAAAGAUGAAAACAAUUA
Messenger RNA from Triplophysa dalaica, 631 nucleotides. It is a transcript of the gene ccl20a.4, whose product is annotated as chemokine (C-C motif) ligand 20a, duplicate 4. Lineage: Eukaryota; Metazoa; Chordata; Actinopteri; Cypriniformes; Nemacheilidae. Gene Ontology annotation, biological process: inflammatory response; immune response; cellular response to tumor necrosis factor. The transcript has 4 exons. Gene Ontology annotation, molecular function: chemokine activity; CCR chemokine receptor binding. The record is from RefSeq and is a predicted model, not a curated record. Gene Ontology annotation, cellular component: extracellular region. Bases 111 to 395 code for a protein of 94 amino acids.